ACAUCAAUCCUGCACCUAUAUACGCGCCUUGGAUCAAGUGAAAUCUUUUGUCGGCGGCUCUAAGGUUUUUCUUGGUUUUCCGCCACCUCGUUGCUCUUCGAGGCAGCUAGAACCUCAUAACACACUUGGCGUUACAGCGACUGUUUGACAUCUCCAAUGAAUAAAAUAACACCAUUCUUAGAUCUUUCUUCCUUGUAUCCCCUCAUGAACCUGCGGAAGGAGUAUUGGAGAGGCACAACCUAGUGAUGCCUCGAUUUACACCAUAUCAAUCGACGCUCGACAUAUCGAAAACGGGGGUGGCAGCCAAGACGAAGGACGACCACCGAUACAAUGCGCUACGUAACCUAGGUAGUCACUCAGACUCAGAUACCGAUGUGGAGGACUGGGAGGAGGAAGCAGAUGCACAGCCAAGGCAAAAGAGGAGGAGAACGCUCUGGAUGAAAAUCAAGCCAUACCGGUGGAUCUUUGAUACAACACUGUUGCUUGUUAUCUUCGCGUUAUUAGUUGAAAGGAGAUGGAAACUUAGAGAAAGCCAUACGUAUGAACUUGCUGGGGAUAUAUCGGGUUUCGCGCCUAAAUUCUCUCAGCAAAUCGUGAGCUUCAAGCCGAAUACCGUGUUUGCCCCGGAGAAUGCAUCGGACUUUUGGAGUGAGAAGACCCAGAAAGCAUGGCUUGACAUGGUCCCGGAAGGCCUCGGCUACGUUGAGGUCAAAGAGCCUGCCCAAUACUCCAAUCUGCCAAAGCCGAUCCACGACUACACCAAGCAAACUGUUUUCACUACUUCGAUGACACAUCAGCUGCACUGCUUGUACACGAUCUUAGAAGCCUACAACACGCUUCAAGUUUCUGUAGACCUCGGUUUUCAGAACAAAGUCAGGAUGCCGUGGCACAUCAACCACUGCUUUGAGUACAUUAGACAGGCCAUCAUGUGUGCGGGGGAUGUUGCACUGGAAGGAGCCGCAACAACCUUCCCUGGCGAUCCAAUCACUGGCGAGGACCUUGGUGGGAGUGAUGGCUGGGAUGCAAAGCAUGUGUGCAAGGACUACAGCCAGGUGUAUGAGUAUUUGGAGAAAGAGACGAUCAAUCACGUGAAGUGGAUAAAGUCUGAUGAGCGUAAAUAG
This is a messenger RNA of Paraphaeosphaeria sporulosa, 1121 nucleotides long. RefSeq lists its product as uncharacterized. The record is from RefSeq and is a predicted model, not a curated record. NCBI's taxonomy places the organism in Eukaryota, Fungi, Ascomycota, Dothideomycetes, Pleosporales, Didymosphaeriaceae. The transcript has 2 exons. Gene Ontology annotation, biological process: mycotoxin biosynthetic process. The coding region runs from base 246 to 1121 and encodes 291 amino acids.